Daktulosphaira vitifoliae (grape phylloxera) is the source of this 2605-nucleotide messenger RNA. It is a transcript of the gene morula, whose product is annotated as anaphase-promoting complex subunit 2. The coding region runs from base 83 to 2485 and encodes 800 amino acids. NCBI's taxonomy places the organism in Eukaryota, Metazoa, Arthropoda, Insecta, Hemiptera, Phylloxeridae. The record is from RefSeq and is a predicted model, not a curated record. Gene Ontology annotation, biological process: ubiquitin-dependent protein catabolic process. Gene Ontology annotation, cellular component: anaphase-promoting complex. The transcript is spliced from 13 exons. Gene Ontology annotation, molecular function: ubiquitin protein ligase binding.
UCGUUGACUGAGUUGUUUCGGCAUUUUUAAAUUGAUAAAAAAUUUCUAGCUAGAAAAUGAUCACUUCACGUACGUCUUGAAAAUGGAUUUAGAUUCAAAUCAAUUGGAUCUAUAUUGGAAGAAUAUUGUUGCAGCUUUCCCAAUUUUAUCUAAUGACAAGGAUGCUGUACCGUGUGAUGACUUAGAAUUUCAACCAAUUUUGGAAAUCAUCAAAGCUUACAAAUUUUCAAAUUUUGUAUAUGAGAUGGUGAGCAUCCGUAUUCGUGAAGAUCUUAAACAGAAAAUAAUAAAUGAGUUUUGGUUAUAUUUCCUAUCUGAUAAUUUAGUAGAAUGCACUUUUCUGAAAGACCAAGAACAAAUGCCUGAAGAUUAUAGUGGUUUUGAAAAAUUUAAAACUGUUAUAUGUGAACUUUAUGAUACAGUACAAUCUUAUACUGAAAUUGUUAACCGUCUACAACUAUUAUUUGAUACAUCUAGAACAAAUUUGAAAAAGAACUUUUAUGUUCAAACCUGUGCAAUUCUUCAUUCUACUCUCCCAGAUGAUUAUAAUGCUAUAAUUUAUCAAUUUUAUCGAGUGGCAUUGCGUGUUUUUACAAAAGAUGAAAUUGGAGAAAAAAAGAACACAUCAAGAGAAGGAGCUUUUCGUUGCAAUGGUUGUGCUUUUGAGACUUUAGAAUGUCGAUGUGAUUAUAUUCUUGAAUCGUUCAAUUUAACCAAUUGGCAGUUGAUUGAAAUAGGAAUAUUAGAACCACUUGCUGGUGAUGUCAUAAUUGAUCUAAUUCGUCAAAAAAUUGAGACUGAAGUGCAAGAUAUAACAAAAGAAAAUUUUGGAGAACAUCAAAUAUCAAUAUUAGAAAAAUGGAUAGAUACUGUUGUGUAUGACUGGAUGAAACAUAUAUAUAAACCCAAAUGUAGCACAGUAGAAAUUUUAAAAGAGACAAGUUUAGAAAUGUUCAUGAGAAAAUUAAAACAUUUACUUUAUGAGUCAUAUACUAAAACCAGAAUCGAACAACUUUUUAAUAUUAUCAUUGAAUAUCCAGAUUCAGAACCAGCUGUUAUCGACUUAUCAGCCACACUUCAAAAAACUGAUUUAAAGUCAGUGUUAUGUGAAAAAUUACAGAGUGCAUUACAUAAUCGGCUACUACAUCCAGCUGUAAACACCAUUGAUAUUUUAACUGCUUAUACAUCGGCAAUUAAAGUCUUAAGAAAAAUUGAUCCUAGUGGUGCACUCUUACAGGAAGUUACUCAACCCAUUAGAGUAUAUUUGCGAAGCCGUGAAGAUACAGUGCGUUGUGUGAUGACUACAUUAACUGAAGAGGGUCAUUACUUGACUGAUGAAUUGGUAAGAAGUGAAAAUACACUUGAUGAUGAUGAUGGUUAUGAAGAAGAAAAUAUGACUGAUUGGGCUAACUGGAUGCCAGAUCCAGUAGAUGCAAAUCCUUCUCAAUGGUCCAAAAGAUUCAGAAAUUCUGAUAUUGUUUCAAUGCUUGUUGAUAUUUAUGGCACACGAGAAUUAUUUGUUAAUGAAUAUCGAACACUUCUUGCUGACCGUUUACUUACUCAAUUUAUGGAAAAUAUUGAUAAAGAAAUUAGAUAUUUAGAACUAUUAAAGCUAAGAUUUGGAGAAUCAUUGUUACAUUCAUGUUCAGUCAUGCUCAAAGAUGUUUAUGAUUCUAAACGAAUAAAUCAUCAUUUAUACUCUGAUCCAUCAUCUAACUUAUCAACUAGCAACAUAAAAAUUGAUCAAGAAUUUCCUGUUACAGCAAUAAUUGUAUCAGCUCAGUUUUGGCCAACUUUUAAAGAUGAUUUAAAUCUAGAACUACCAUCAGUUAUUCAAAAACAUAUGGAUAAUUAUACAAAAGCAUUUGAAGCAUUUAAAGGUAAUCGCACUCUGAAUUGGAAACCUCAUCUUGGCAUAAUAAAUAUUGAUAUUGAAAUUAAUGAUAGGAAAUUCAAUCUUUCUGUUUCACCUAUUCAUGCAACCAUAUUAUGGCAUUUCCAAGACAAAGAGGAAUGGACCAUAGAUGAAUUAAGUAUGAAAAUGCGUGUUCCUGCAACAACAUUAAGACGUCGUAUUGGAUUUUGGCAAAACCAGGGUUUGUUAAGAGAAAAGUCUUUUGAUACAUUUAUUCUUGUGGAAGAUGGAAUUCCUACCACAAGUUUAUCAACUAAAGGUAACAGGGGAAGUAUAGGAGCUCGUGGUUCUGAAUUUGCAUGUUGUGACGAUGAUGAGAUGGAAAGUGCUAUGGCUUCUGCACAAGAUCAAAGAGAAGAAGAGUUACAAGUAUUUUGGUCAUAUAUUGUUGGUAUGCUUACAAAUUUGGAUUCAUUACCACUUGAUAGAAUACACCAAAUGUUAAAAAUGUUUGCUACUCAAGGAACAGGUGUAGACUGUAGUUUAACUCAACUUCGAAUUUUCCUUGAUGAUAAAGUUAAAGACCACAAACUAAUAUUUACGGGUGGUCGGUAUAAGCUGGCCAAAUAGAAUGAAAAUGUUACUUUCUUUUUACUUUAUUAUAUUUAUGUGAUAUUUUUUACAUUUUUGUAAAUAAACAUUACAUUAAUGAAACUCAAUAAAGCAAUGAAAAUAUUUAGUUUCUGUUAA